AUGACGUCGAAACCUCUCACCAGCUUGCUCACAUCGACAAGCACCGUUUUCUUCGAUCGAGCUACCAAGCACCCUUUCCUCAAAGCUGCUGGGCAGGGUGAGGUCACUAAAGAAAAACUAUCCCAGUGGCUGGCGCAAGAUCGGUUAUACGCACAAGCAUAUGUGCGGUUCAUUGGCGGGCUGCUCACCAAAGUCGUUUUACCAACAUGCAACCCAGACAGCAAAAAAUGCAAGUCGCCGACUACGGAGCAGCGAGUCUUUCGCAUCCUAGUAGACUCGUUGACUAAUAUCCAGCGGGAACUAGAAUUUUUCGAUGAGGUGGCCAUGGAGUAUGGGCUGGACUUGACUGCCUUGAUUGACAAGCCUAUUGAAGAAUGUCCCCUGGGACCCGGUGUAUUUGGACCAGAACCUAUCACGCGAGCGUACAUAGAUUUAUUCAUGUCAGCUUCCAGCCCCGGUGCCGAUCUUCUGGAAGGCUUUACUGUACUUUUUGCAACCGAGUACAUCUAUCUACAUGCUUGGAAAUAUGCCGCGUCAAUUAUGGCUACGUCACCCAUUUCCGCUACUCGGCCAUCACCAGCAUCGUUCUCGGCUGGCCCUGAAAAGGACCUAGAUGGAGGGGCACUCCGUCGUAAGUUCAUCCCCAAUUGGUCUAGCCCUGAAUUUGAGAAAUAUGUCGCGACCCUCCGGGACAUCACGGAUGAGUUGGCAGGUCGGCUGAAAGGAGCAGAAGAGGUGGAGAGAGCAAGAGGAAAGUGCAUUGGCUGGUGGAGGCAGAUUCUCUGGUUAGAAGAGCAGUUUUGGCCCAAUCUCGACGAACCUUGA
Messenger RNA from Talaromyces proteolyticus, 825 nucleotides. RefSeq names its product putative transcription regulator PAB1642. The record is from RefSeq and is a predicted model, not a curated record. Bases 1 to 825 code for a protein of 274 amino acids. Lineage: Eukaryota; Fungi; Ascomycota; Eurotiomycetes; Eurotiales; Trichocomaceae. The transcript has a single exon.